This is a messenger RNA of Ilex paraguariensis (yerba mate), 804 nucleotides long. NCBI's taxonomy places the organism in Eukaryota, Viridiplantae, Streptophyta, Magnoliopsida, Aquifoliales, Aquifoliaceae. The record is from the annotation of a GenBank genome assembly.
AUGAUAGUGCCAUGGUGUUCUCAAUUGGAGGUAUUAUCACAUCCUUCAUUGGGGUGUUUUGUCACACACUGUGGGUGGAAUUCUACAUUGGAGAGCUUGGUUACUGGGGUUCCGGUGGUGGCGUUUCCUCAUUGGUCCGAUCAAACGACCAAUGCUAGAAUGAUUGAAGAUGUGUGGAAGACGGGGGUGAGGGUGAAGCCAAACGGAGAAGGAACUGUCGAGGAUAAUAAGCUUAAGCAAUGUAUAGAGAUGGUUAUGGGAGGUGGAGAAAGAGGAAAAGAAAUGAGGAACCCCACUAAAGUAUGUGCGAAGAACGCCAUCGCUAGCGUGGUCAGAAAAGGCAACAAGGUCGAUGUCCCUGGUGCUAAUAACGACACCGUGAACAACCACACCCAUGGCGUGGCAUCAGCUCCAUGGGCGACGCCCUCGACAGUAGGAGAUGUUGGGUUACCGGAGAUACCGAAGAGGGAGGAGCCAAAGGGGGAGUCACUCAAAAGGGAGGCACCCAAGAGGGAGGCAUGCAGAAGGAAGGUGCCCAAGAGAGAGACGUCCAAGGGAGAGGUGCACAAAAGGGAGGCGUCCAAGAGGGUGGCGCCCAUGAGGGAGGCGCCCAGGAGGGUGGUGCCCAAGGGAGAGACGCCCAGGAGGGCGACGUCCAAGAGGGAGGCGCCCAAGAAGAAGGUGCCCAAAAGGGAGGCACCUAGGAUGGAGGUGCCUAAGAGGGAGGAGCACAAGGUAGAGGUGCCCAAGGCGGAGGCAUCCAAGAGACAAGCGCCCAAGGGAGAGGUGGCCAUAGUCACCUAG